CAGUCAAACCUUUGAACUAAAACGUUACCACUUUUGUGGGUUCUUUUAGCUUCCCUUGGUGGUUUGUUUUCCUUGAAGGAAGCUUUAAAAGGGUUGCACAAGGCUAUAACUGUGGCAACCUGUCUGCAGAGAAUCAAAGAGAGAGAAAAAGGGAAGAAAAGCCCUUUGUUUAGGCUAUUGCCCUGUCUGGACAGGACCAGUGGAUUCCAGGAGGGUAAUUUCAAUAUCGAGCAGACAGUGUACUAGACAGUGACCUUGACAGUGCUAUAUGCUCGGUUUCCCAAGUUCUUUUUUUCAUGGCAGAUUUUCGUUUUGCUAAAUGACAGCGCAAGGCCUAUCGCUCGCGGUCAGAUAUGACAUCAUCGCUGAGCUAAAGAUGCACUGAUAGACGAGCAGUUGUUUGAAUGUGAAAUGCGGAUCUGUGGGGAGCACUGGAUCGGAGGCGUGGAGAGACGAGGCAAGGAGGCGCAACACAUGGCCUCUUUCUCCGAGGUAAAGUGGCGACUUAAGCCUACACGUUAGUUCACUCACUGGAUGACCAUCCGGGCCAUUUUGUUGUAAACAUCACACUACCUUGUUUUGCUUUUGCUAGCUGUUAUAAUAACACGAGAAACCGCGAAGUGAUAUCAAGACGCUCCCAGUGCUCCUCAUAAGACUGAGGCACAAGAUAUUAUAUUGGGUGGUGCUGCAUUGCGAGACUCACUAACUAGAUGCAAGAAUGUGCAGUGAUAGGAGAGGCAAUGAGCCCAAGGGACAGAAUGAAACCGCAACGGAUCCCUAAGAGCUUCUCCAGUUUAAACAUUUGAUAUUUUUCUUUCUAUUUAAGGCUAGAGCCAGGCCCGGUGCCUUUGGGUUAGGUAGAAUAUACAUGGUCACAAGUGACAGAUACAGCUAUCAAAUAUCGGCUGACUUGCAAGUCGUUCCCAAACCAAUGCCGAAAUGAAUGCUGAUGUUCUCACAUAACACUUCAUUGGCAAAUUUGUAGCACACAACUAGCGCCAUUCAGCACGCAUGUGCAAGCUGCUGUAGCCAUGAAGAUUUUUGUUAAUCCCUAACUUCAUAGUAUCAAUUAUUAAUUAAUGAAAUCAGUGUUUAUUUUUAUUUUUUGGACUCUUAUCAAUUAUUUUAUUUUCAGGAUGCCAUGUUAAGGAAGAUGAUAGAUUUCUUUUUAAAUCAGAGAAGUAGCUAUCGGCGCAUCUUGGAACAUAUUCACAUUAUUUUUAUGACUUGGGCUGUUAGCCCUCACUUUAAGCUGCCACAGCGUGAAAGACUGUUAUAUGUUUAUUCUAUUUUAUUGAUUCUAAUUUCUGCUUCUUUUAUUCAUUUAAAUGGAGCAUUUGAGUUCAAUAUCAAGUUCAACCCACUGUGACUCUGCGACGUGAACUUGAGUGGAUUGACGGCGACGUUACUUGUGUGCUUGGUUAUAUUUAGGAUUUUUUUUCUUAUUCUUAUUCCGUGUUCUUGAUGAGUCAAACUAUUUGUCCUUGACGUAGUCAGACCUUUUUGAACUGUCAUAUUUGAGACAUAAGCAGCUCCCCACUGCUGAGUUAUGAAAACUUUUGAGAUCCAUAAAUUGUUUUUUUUUCUUCCUUAUAGUCGAGAGUGGGGUGGUGGUAAAUUAUGAAUUUAUAAAGGGAAAGUGGGAUUUGCAAAAUUGUUGCUGGACUCAUAUAGCAUAGAAAGCUAUAAACGAUUGGAAAGUCUUCCUAGAUUUAUUUUUCAAUUAAUGAGGAGUCUCUAAACCCAGGACAGAAAAGGAAAAAUCAUAGGUCAGUCAUAAGAAUAUGUUUGAGGAUGAUGGUUGGGCAGUUUGAUGACCAAAGGCCACAUUAGAAAUUCUUGCGCCAGCUGUUGGCAGAAUGCCUGAAUCCUGUGCAUCUCAUGGGGAAGUUUUCUGCAGAAGAAAGUGCACUGUGGUGGAGUCUCUGAAAAGGUUUUUGUUGGAAAAAAAGAGACCUUUGUCAGAACAGAGGCAUGCCUACAGUAUGGCAUAUCACAUAUUUGUUCAGUGUCUUCAGAGCUGCAUCUACAAAUCAACUAAUUAGCGAGAUAUAAAGUAGAGAGACUCGGCUGGUUGAAUCAGUUAAGUGCCCUCUGAUAUCUUGUAAAAUUCAUAUAAAAGAAUUGUGAGAGGUAUAACAAUCCCACCAGAGUUUGGCUGCGAACGUUUAUUGGAGGUAUCUGUUAAAGUUGUUCAUGUGAGGUGUACUAGAGAAUAUUAUGUGAAAUAUACCCUCUUAAAGUAACCUUGUAGAAUAUCGUCCUCUUUUACAGAGCCAGUGGCUUCAACCUGCUGACCCCGUUACUGUAAAUAUGAGUAGAGUGCGGCAAUGAGCAUCAGUCUUUUCUUAAAACAAGCUUGUAAAAUUGGGACAUCACAGCUUUAUAUGACAUGGAAUUCAACCAUAAUUUGCUAGAAAACAAGAUGUCAUAUUCACCCUCUCCUUCAAGAAAAAUAGUUUUCAUAAGAAAUAGUAUUUAAAAAACUUUUGCCAGCUUAUAAAGAUAUUAAACGAGGCCAUGGACAGUUCCAUGAGUGUAAAAGGAGAAGCAGCCUGGGCUCCUUUUUGGGACUCAGCAGGACUCAAGUGAAGAAAAACAAGAUUCUACAUUUUUAAUAAAACGUUUAUAGUAUUUUUAAAAAGCACAUAAACCUCUGUAAUACAGAAGUUAAUGUUUUGUUUUGUCUGAGAUGGACCGAGUGGGUGGUACCAUGUGUAGCAGAAGUUAGCCUGGACACGUGGUUUGAGGAUGACCAAUCAGGCGCCCCUCCAGGUUUAACUAUGUUAAAUGUCAGAUUGCAAUAAACUAGAAGCUGUUGGUCGGGCCCGCGGAAAUGGGCGAGCAUAAUCUCCUUAAUCCAGGGUUUGUGGGACCUUUGGUAAACAUCCACACUGGAGACACAUUUUACUUUCCGAAUUUUAGAGCCUCAGGGGGACAACUGGCGGGGCUACCGUCUCUCUCCUACCCGAGAAGGGACAAUGUUUGCUCCCUCCCGUGGAAUCCUUCGGAGCCGUGCAAUGGAUACUCUCAAUCCUACUUUACCAGCCCCGUGUCUAUUAACCCUUCUUUCAAUCGGUCGUGUGAAAUUACCAGACCAGAGGAGGGUAAAUGUUAUUAUAACAACGGGAACAGGGAGACCUGUUCAGGUGGCAGCAGCCUCAAACGAGAGGAUAGGGCGAGAGACACAUCAUCAUUAACAUCUGACCACGGGAUGCACAGUGGAAUUGGCAGCACUGCCGCCUUUUCCAAAUAUGAUUACGGGACCGAGCAGCUAACGCAAGACCCGCCAUCCUGUCAGUCAAUGGAGUCCGACUCCAGCUCUUCCCUGCUCAACGAAGGCAGCAAGCCUCCAUCCAGCGACACACAGACCCUGGUGUCACCGGGAAGCCAUGCAAGCAACAUAGCCGCAGGAGGAGGUGCCCCGUGGUACCCGAUGCACACUCGGACCAGAAAGAAGCGUAAACCGUAUUCCAAACUUCAGCUGGCUGAGCUAGAAGGUGAAUUCAUGAUGAAUGAGUUCAUCACCAGGCAGCGGCGGAGGGAGCUCUCCGACCGUCUGAACCUCAGCGACCAACAAGUCAAGAUCUGGUUCCAGAACCGCAGGAUGAAGAAGAAGAGACUCAUGCUGAGGGAGCAAGCUUUGGCCUACUUUUAGAGAUGCGGCAGAAGGUGAAUCGAUAGGCAGUAAAAGCCAAGCCUUCUACGCUCCCUAAGGUCUUCUUUCGAUGCAUGCACUCAUCUAUCCAUCUUUUACAUCGCAGGCAAUUAUUACAACAUUUUCAGAUUAUUUUUCUCAAAGGUGCGGGCUACAGAAGCCCAAAAACAAGCCACUAUCUGGCACUCAAAGCUAUAUUCUACAUGUCAAUAAGACUGCCUUCAUGUUUGGUAUAAUCGCACAAAAAGCUGUGAGAAUGUGUUUUCUGUGUAGGAUGCAUCUCUUGGUUUUCCUGAUUUGUCAAGAGAUAUAAAUAGAGAUAUAAAGAAAUAUGUCGUCAAGGCAAUAGCCCAGUUUGGGAUGACACAUAAUGACAACAUCCCCUUUGUUCCAUUUUUAGUCAGAGGAAAUGAGAAGUGAGCGGGGCCACUUUGUAAAAUCUCAAAAAUCGGCCUAAAAAUAACAGUGAAGUCAGAAUGACAGAGAAGCCUGACUGGCAUGCUGGAGCCUCAUCCGCGCAAUAAUUUCUCUGAGGUUAUGAACUGAUAAAGAAGAAUCUUCCUCCCACAGACAUAGUUUGUUGGGUAAGAGGAACAUCACCUUAUCUCCUUUCCAUAGUUUUCGCCAGGCGUUGUGGGCACGUUCACGGUCACGGGCAGGAAGUCUGGAAGUCUGGGAGUCUGCAUGAGGAAAGGGAGGACUGGAACCGCAAUGUAAUCUAUAUCGAUAUCUUUAUGACUGCGCAUUGAAAAAUUAAUUGCCAUGACUUUGGUCCAUGUGCUAACAAGUUUCUAAAGGUAUUUUUCUUACUUUUAUUACCUUUCAACUUGUCUUAACAACAACCACAGAAUCCUGCAUGGGUUGCAUUUCUUUAGCUGAGUGAGAUCACCGUUUGAAUACGGGUUUGAGCUGCUAUUAAAAGUCCACGUCCAGAUUGUGCCAGUUAAAAAAUAGUGUAUUGUACAAUAAACUCGCGAGGAUCUGUAAUGGAAAUAUUCACCAAUAUAAGUACAUUUUUAGGCCAACUUGGUUAAACAAGGGAGCCGCCUAAAGUUGCAACUGGGGGCGGGGUGGAUAAGUUUUUGGGCCUAAAAGAGCAUUUCUGAAACUUGGUGCUCAUAAUGAAAAUAAAUAUGUAGAAGUUAAUUACAGGCCUACGUGUGUGCUCCCUUAAUUCGGGGGGAAUGCAGUGCAUCAUCUGUCAUGUAUAACGAGUAAGCUAUAGCAGUGAAAUGUAUUUGCAGCAUGUUAUUGAUGUGAAAUAGCUAUAAGUCAUGUUCUGCGGGCCACUUUUUCUGUAUGUGACUUUUUUAUACUUUUCCCCCCCAAACAAAUCAAAAACAAACACUCCUAAAACAUUUUUGACACAAACGUCUACAAAUAAGAAUGUAUUAUUAUUAUUAUUAUUAUUAUUAUUGUUGUUAUUAUGGUUGAAGGACGGAGGACCUAUCAGGCCUACUUAAUGUACUUGCUCUUUGCAAUGUCCUCAAUGUUGUCCCUUUCCUUACCUUGUACUCGUGUAUAACUUUGUAAAAUGAAAUUACAUAUGUUACUAUUUGCAUCCUGUUUGAGGAUCCCUUAUCGCUAUGUAAUAGCCUAGUGCUUUAUGUUAUUGAUCGUCUUGUACAAUAUCGCAUUCCAUAUAGCCUAUUUGUGGUUGAAGGGGUUGGACAUGUAGGCCUAUUAUAUUAUACUGCCAAUAAUGGAUAUAUAUAUAAAAAAUAGUAUGCAAGAAAUUUUACAUACAUACAUGACAUUUAAAGAAACCCUGUUUCAGUGUAAUAGUUGUUUGUUAUCGUUCUUUUAUUUCGUCCCUCAUUACAUUCCCUUCUUUGCGCUUGUAAGGAUUGCUACGUUGUCUUGUAAAAGUAAUAAUGAUAUGAAUGUAUAUGCGUAAGGUCUUCAAUAAACAGAAUAUUGAAACGUU
This is a messenger RNA of Siniperca chuatsi (mandarin fish), 5585 nucleotides long. RefSeq names its product homeobox C12a (gene hoxc12a). Gene Ontology annotation, biological process: regulation of DNA-templated transcription. Bases 2837 to 3658 code for a protein of 273 amino acids. Gene Ontology annotation, molecular function: sequence-specific double-stranded DNA binding; DNA-binding transcription factor activity, RNA polymerase II-specific. The transcript is spliced from 2 exons. The record is from RefSeq and is a predicted model, not a curated record. Lineage: Eukaryota; Metazoa; Chordata; Actinopteri; Centrarchiformes; Sinipercidae.